Messenger RNA from Arvicanthis niloticus (Nile rat), 496 nucleotides. Its product is annotated as hemoglobin subunit beta-H0. Gene Ontology annotation, cellular component: blood microparticle; haptoglobin-hemoglobin complex; hemoglobin complex. The record is from RefSeq and is a predicted model, not a curated record. NCBI's taxonomy places the organism in Eukaryota, Metazoa, Chordata, Mammalia, Rodentia, Muridae. Gene Ontology annotation, molecular function: organic acid binding; peroxidase activity; oxygen carrier activity. Gene Ontology annotation, biological process: hydrogen peroxide catabolic process; oxygen transport.
ACACUUGCUCCUGCACACCUGACAUCAUUUCCAAGCUUCUAGACCUCACACCAUGGUUCACUUCACAGCUGAGGAGAAGGUGGCUAUCACAAGCAUCUGGGAUAAAGUGGACUUGGAAAAAGUUGGAGGAGAAACCCUGGGAAGGCUCCUGAUUGUUUACCCAUGGACUCAGAGAUUCUUUGACAAAUUUGGAAACCUCUCUUCAGCCCCGGCCAUCAUGGGAAACCCCCGGAUCAGAGCCCAUGGCAAGAAAGUGCUGACAUCCCUAGGCUUGGCCGUUAAGAACAUGGACAACCUCAAGGAGACCUUUGCUCAUCUCAGUGAGCUGCACUGUGACAAGCUUCAUGUGGAUCCUGAAAACUUCAAGCUCCUGGGUAACAUGCUGGUGAUUGUUCUUUCUUCUUACUUUGGCAAGGAAUUCACAGCUGAGGUGCAGGCUGCCUGGCAGAAGCUGGUGGCUGGGGUGGCCACUGCUCUGUCCCACAAGUACCACUGA